GCCGAGCUCCUCCGCCGCUCACGACGGGUCCCUGCCCGCUCCAGAGGGCCACGCUUGACUUUGUUGCCGUCCCUCCGCAACCCCAGCGCACCGAGGCGGCGUGGAGGACAUCCCCCCCCCCCCGGGGAACACACCCGCCCCUCCCCGCUACCCGGGCCCCGGACGGCGGCUGGACACCGGCUUCCUCCCGAGCUGCAGGUGGAAGAGGCGGCGAGGUGGGACGCGGCCGGCCGCGGAGGAGCUGGGCGCGGGAGUCCAUCGGCCGGUCUUCGGUGCCCUCACCCCCGGUCUGCACCGGGUGCGCGAGUUCCAAAGUGUCCGGCGUGGAGUCGGGGGGGGGUGGACUCUGGUGUGCGUUGUCGGGAGCCUAAGUGAGGAGUGGCCUCCAGCGCCCAGUGUGUCCAGGUGAAGGGACGCUGAUGGCGAUCAGUCUCUUCGUGACACAAGUGCCUUUAUAGCCUCUUUUGGACCCCGGGGAGAGUGUGGUCAACAAAGCGGACGUCUCCACUUGGAAAAUCCACGUGGGCCAGCCUCCAUGCAUCUUGCAUGGUUUUCAGAAGUUCACCUGUCCGUCCCCCACCACCACCACGAUCACCGGAUCACCGCCGCCACCACCCCCGCUAGUCUGAACUCAGGCACCAAGUAGGAAGUGCGGAGAGCUGACUGAUUCAUUUAGUCACUUUCCCUGUGGAUUUCUAAGUGGCCAAGCAAAAGGUUAAUUUUAAACACUAAGCAUGGACGAUUUUGAUGCUUGUCUGCGGUAGCAACUUCUACUCCUCAGCCCCGGAUCCUUCCACUCGGUGCUUUACAGGCCACUGGGCUUCUUCCUCAGCCAGAGUUGUGUCGUAGAGGCCUUCCUGGGCCCCCCUGGUCUUGCUCGGCUAUGGGAAGCACCCUGGGCUGCCAUCGCUCCAUUCCCAGGGACCCCUCAGACCUGUCCCAUAGCCGAAAGUUCAGCGCCGCCUGCAACUUCAGCAACAUCCUCGUCAAUCAGGAAAGGCUCAACAUCAACACGGCCACCGAGGAGGAGCUCAUGACCCUGCCCGGGGUGACACGUGCCGUGGCACGAAGCAUCGUGGAGUACAGAGAAUACAUCGGUGGCUUCAAGAAGGUGGAGGACCUGGCACUGGUCAGCGGUGUGGGUGCCACCAAGCUGGAGCAGGUCAAGUUUGAGAUCUGUGUGAGCAGCAAGGGUAGCUCUGCCCAGCACUCUCCCAGCUCCCUGCGGCGGGACCUGCUGGCCGAGCAGCAGCCUCACCACCUGUCCACGGGGGUGCCCCUCACGCCCCGGGUCAAUAUCAACACUGCCACCCUGGCUCAGCUCAUGAGCGUGAGGGGCCUCACGGAGAAGAUGGCUGUCAGCAUCGUGGACUACCGCAAGGAGCAUGGCCCCUUCCUCAGCGUUGAGGACCUGGUGAGGAUGGAUGGCAUCAACGCGACCUUCCUGGACAGAAUAAGACAUCAGGUGUUUGCGGAGAAGUCCAGGCCCCCAUCUACCCACACCAACGGGGGUCUGACCUUCACAGCCAAACCUCACCCCAGUCCCACCUCGCUGAGCCUGCAGAGUGAAGACUUGGACCUGCCUCCGGGGGGCCCCACGCAGAUUAUCUCCACCAGGCCCUCGGUGGAGGCCUUCGGAGGCACGAGGGACGGGCGGCCCGUGUUUAGGCUGGCCACCUGGAACUUUCAGGGCUGUUCCGUGGAGAAGGCCAACAACCCUGGGGUGCGGGAAGUGGUGUGUAUGACGCUCCUGGAGAACAGCAUCAAGCUUCUCGCUGUGCAAGAGCUGCUUGAGAAAGAGGCCCUGGAAAAGUUCUGCACAGAGCUAAACCAGCCAACCCUGUCCAACAUCCGCAAGUGGAAGGGGCCUCGGGGAUGCUGGAGGUUCAUCGUUGCCGAGAGGCCUUCUAGUCAGUUACAGAAGGGAACUGGGUACCUGGGCUUCCUGUGGGACACAGUGGCCGGAGUGGAGCUCAGAGAUGUGAUUGGGCAGGACGGCUCACCCAGCAAUGGGCACGGAAGGUCCAUCAGUCCCAGCCCAUACCUCGCCAGAUUCAAGGUGGGAAGUAAUGACCUGACCCUGGCUAACCUUCAGCUGGCAGCUUUGGCCAUGCCAGGGCCAGAGAAUGCAAGCAAGAAUCACACUGAUGGUCACCGGCUGCUGAGCUUUGCACUGGCCCUACAGGAAACUCUGAAAGGAGAAAAAGAUGUUGUUAUUUUAGGAGAUUUUGGCCAAGGGCCAGAUAGUAGUGACUAUGACAUCCUAAGGAGAGAAAAAUUCCAGCACUUGAUCCCAGCACACACCUUCACCAACAUCAGCACCAGGAAUCCCCAAGGCUCCAAGUCUGUGGACAACAUCUGGAUCAGUAGAAGCUUAAAGAAGGUGUUCACAGGUCACUGGGCUGUCGUGAGAGAAGGCCUCACAAACCCUUGGAUCCCGGAUAACUGGUCCUGGGGUGGAGUGGCUUCUGAACAUUGCCCUGUGCUUGCUGAGUUUUACAUGGAAAAGGACUGGAGCAGGAAGGAAGGCCCCAGGAGUGGCAGUGAGGUCACGCUGGAGCCAAGUGAAGCCAACAUUAAGCAUGAGCGAUGAUGACAUCGGUAUUUCCACCCUCUGGCCCAGGAGGGUGUGGAAGGGGUGAGCCCUACUGGGUGAAGAGUAUUUAGGGCCUUGUAAUCAUUCUGAGGACGUCAGGCCUUGGUCCUUCACCCACCGCCUCCUUUGUGGACACAUUAGGACCCCUCCUGCGGGGGGUCUCUUGAGCACUGACUGCGCCAGGCCGUCACCGCAGAAGCUUUCCAGAACUGUAUCGUGUCCUCACUCUGGACAACCAGGCUGAGCAGGCUGGGGCUGGCUGCGCUCUCGUCUGGGCGGUGUGGCAGCGUGGGAACAGCAGCGGAGCAAAGAGGAGGAAGGAGAUGGCCCAGGCAGCCAAGCCCUGCCCGAACAGUGCCCGAGCUCUCACGUCUAGUCCUCCAUGAUGUGAUGAUCUGGCUACAAAUCCCAAAAAGCUUUUAACUGUGAUGAACAAUCGUCUCAAAGAUGUCUCGUUUUGUUUUGAAACAAAUAAACAGAUUAACCUGC
Messenger RNA from Jaculus jaculus (lesser Egyptian jerboa), 3085 nucleotides. It is a transcript of the gene Eepd1, whose product is annotated as endonuclease/exonuclease/phosphatase family domain containing 1. Gene Ontology annotation, biological process: DNA repair. The coding region runs from base 884 to 2593 and encodes 569 amino acids. Gene Ontology annotation, molecular function: DNA binding. Gene Ontology annotation, cellular component: plasma membrane. The record is from RefSeq and is a predicted model, not a curated record. The transcript is spliced from 7 exons. Lineage: Eukaryota; Metazoa; Chordata; Mammalia; Rodentia; Dipodidae.